Macrosiphum euphorbiae (potato aphid) is the source of this 507-nucleotide messenger RNA. The record is from the annotation of a GenBank genome assembly. Lineage: Eukaryota; Metazoa; Arthropoda; Insecta; Hemiptera; Aphididae.
AUGGAUAGGAGAAGCAGCUCAGUGUGGGCUUAUUUUACAAUUAAAGACAAUAUCAAUGCUAAGUGUGAUAUAUGCCAUACAAUUUAUUCUUAUAAGUCGACACUAACUAAUCUAAAAAAACACUUAUCUAGUCGUCAUUUUAUAUUUUUAAAACAAGGACAAAGUAUAAAUGAAAAUCAAUCAACUGAAUCCAGUAUUGAUGACCCUAGUAGUAAACAUCAUACUAACGACAAUUCGAUAAAUUCUUCUUCUAUAUCAUUGCCAUCAACUACCUCUAUACCAAGUACUUCUCAACAAACUUCAUUAAUUGAUUCAGCUCCAUCAAAUGCAAAUGCAAAUGCUUUUUCUCAAAUAGUAACUGGUCAAAGCCAAAUGCAAGCUGAAAAUAAAGCGAAAUCUCAUAAACGUAAACAUCUGUCUAUAGCUACAUACAUUCCAAAAAAAAUGACAGUUGAUAUGAAAAAAGAUAUAGAUCAGUCACAAAAGAUAGCCAACCUUUUAAAUUAG